Messenger RNA from Drosophila subobscura, 10921 nucleotides. Its product is annotated as remodeling and spacing factor 1. The record is from RefSeq and is a predicted model, not a curated record. Gene Ontology annotation, cellular component: RSF complex. The coding region runs from base 248 to 10090 and encodes 3280 amino acids. Lineage: Eukaryota; Metazoa; Arthropoda; Insecta; Diptera; Drosophilidae. The transcript has 6 exons. Gene Ontology annotation, biological process: regulation of DNA-templated transcription.
GGUCAGACUGCCACCGAAUCGAUGUUUUCUUUUGUUUCAAACCACAAAAUUAAUAUGUAAAACAAACAAUUUGGCUAGAGAAAUAUGACUAAUCGAUGCAGUACAGUGAAGUGCAAUAGAAACGCUUAGAUCUUGGACAAAUGCCAUGUCAAUUCAGUGGAAAUAACUCAAUUUCAUCUGUGUAGUAUAUAUAUUUUUUCGUGUGCUACAAGAAAUUUUCUCGGCCCGUUUCGGGGACGCAUGAAAAAUGGCGGCGUCCUCAGCUACGGCUGCAGCGGCGACCACAAUCCCAACAGAGGCAAUAACGGAGGAAUGUAAAGAUGAGGAUGCUCUAAGCACUACACUGCAUUCGUGUGCAAAUGAUCCUGAUUUUGCAGUGAUUUGUGCGUUUUUGCAAAAAUUCGCCAAAGAUUUGGGCCUGAUUUUGCCGAAUUUUAAGCAUUUGCAGGAGUGGUUGACAAACAACGAUGAAGUUCCUGAACUGAAGGAUUUGCAUAUCAAACUCCUGCGAAAGACACGCAAAACGGUGCAUGAGAAGAACUGGGAAUCGGCUCUCAGUAAAUUCUGUUUCGGAUACUCGCUCCAAGAUGCUUGGGAAAUCGAACGUUUUGGCUACAAAAACUCCAGCCUAAAAGUCAAACUAAGGAUUUUUCGGGAACUCCUGGAGAGCCAGUUCGAGCGCAAUGUCAAAUUCCGCGCCCACAUACUCACGCAGAAUUCGAAUACCCUGCGCUCGGAGCCCAUUGGUCGUGAUCGACUGGGGCAUGCCUACUGGUUGACCCAGGACGAUGACUGCAAUCUGCGCAUCUAUCAGGAGCACCUAGAUGAGGAAAUCUGGCAGGUGGUGGCCACCAAUAGGGAUGAAUUCGUGAAUCUUAUAGCCAGGCUGCGUGGCAAUGAGGUGGUGCUGCCCUCCAAGGAUAUUGGCGAGGCGGAUGAAGAUACGAGCAGCAGUAAUAGUUGCCCCGCUAAGCCACCACCACCCGAAGAAAAGGAAGAAGAGGAUGACGACGACGAAGAUGAGGGAGAGGAUGAGGAUGAGCAGCAGCCAGAGCCACAAAUCAAGGAGGAGCCAGCGAAAUUGGUGCCCAAUUUGAAGAUCAAACUGCGCUCACCCGAUCAAGACGAACAAAAGGCCAAAAGGGUCAAGCCACUGUUCAUCACACAAACAAAACUGGGAGGCAGCUGCUCGCCGGCUCCGGCCAAGAAACGUUCCAUUGAAGAGGUGGACAGCAGUCCCACAGAAUCGGUGGAGGAGCAGCAAAAGAAACACCGACCCACGUUGUUGGACAUCAAACGCAUCAAGAAACCAAGCCGCUACGAAAGCACAAAGGAUGAAAACGAUGCCGAAUCUGGCGAGGAGGAGGAGGAAGAUGACGAGGAUUCGGAACUCGAUGAAGCGGAAGAAGAGGAGGGCAGUGGAGACGAUGAUGAUGAGGAGGAUGACGACGAUAUUGACAGUGCGGCAGCAGACAUCGAAGAGGAUGAUGAGGAGGCAGAUGACGAAGUGGGCGAAGCCAUUGAAGAGCCCACCAUGACGGUGAGUGGGCAGGGAUCAGGCAGCGACUGUGAUGCCGCUGAUGGCAAUUUCCUAAGCAAUUUCGAUCAAGAAACGAACGCCAAUGAACUGGAGCCGAGUGAAGCCAUAGAGGAGGCUGUCAUCCAUGUGUUUGGCAUGGGCAACGGCGCCGAAUGUCUAGUGGGCAAUGGCAAAAACGAAGCUUCUGCGGAAGAGGCAGCAGCGGCGACGACAGCAGCAGCACCUACACAUUCAGAGCCAAAGGCCACAUUCUUUUUUGGCGAGCCCGGCUGCCUGAAGCUGAGUCCCAUUAAGCAAACACCAAAGCAGGAAGCGAAACGAAGUAUUUUCGAUAGUCUAAACGAGGAGAAGACCAACGGUGACAGUGGCACCCGAGAAGGCACACCGCCACGCAAUGGCAGUGACCUCAAGGAGGAGCCACAAAGCCACCAGCAAGAGGCAGCUACCAAAACAGGCAACGAAACAAAAGAAAUCUCACCAGAAGCAGGGCAAAAGAAAGCCCAGCAAGCAACCAGCACAGAACAGCCAGAAUACCAGAUCAAAGUGAUUGAAACGAAUCAGAAAAUCUCCCAACUUAUUGAAGAAAAUGAUACAAAACUCAAAGAUGAUAUUAAAGAAGGCAAAGCGAAUUAUAUACAGGAAAAAGAGUUUGAAAAUCACUCAAAAAGUGAGUCAAAUUUAGAGGAAGAAGCUGCGGCAUGCAGCGAGGGAUCUGUGACAGCAACUAAGAGUCCCAAGGGCAGCUCAAAAGCUACAGAAAUCAAAGUAGAACCAAAGGAAACUCAAGCUAAAGCAGGCGUCAAUGACAAUAGGCCAGUUCCGGUCGAAAUUGAAGCUUCCAAUGUCGUUAAAGCUUUGAAUACCGACAAGGAAUCGACUAAAAGUAGUUCGGAAAAUGCUAAAAGCGGUCCUGAAAAAGGUGGAAGCAGUUCUGAAUCAACUAAAAGCAGUUCGGAAUCGACUAAAAGCAGUUCUGAAUCGACUAAAACCAGUUCUGAAUCGACUAAAAGCAAUUCGGAAUCGCCUGAAACGAUAAAAAGCAGUCUUGAUACGGUUAAAGGCAUUUCUGAAACGGUAAUAAGCAGUUCUGAAACGUUUAAGAGCAGUUCUGACUCCAUUCAAAUCAAUUCUGAAACGAUUAAGAACUGUCCGAAUGCAAUUUCGAUUGAAACGGAACAAAACAAAGCGAUUCAAAUCCAAACUGAAGCCAUGAAGGGUGAAAAACCUGUUGCAAAAGAUUGUGAGUCUGCUAAUAGUGAUUUGAAAACAUUUCUGGACGACUCAAAGAAGUUUUCAGAUGAUUCCAAAGACAAGCCAAUAAGCGAGAAGAACCCUGCUGCCACUCCAGCCACAAACAUGAUCAAAACCGAUACUGAAAAGGUUCUAAAAGCUAAGGAAUUGUCACCCGAACCGGUUAAGGCAUUGGUUGUUGAUUCUCCUCCACUAAAAAGCAGUAAAUCGUUUCCAAACGAUAACUCCACAAUGCCGCCCAAGGAGCAGCCUAAGGUCGUCAUUGAAGCGGUUACUGUUCCCAACGAGCAGCCUAAAAUCAUCGCGGAAGCGGCUGUUCUUCCUAAAGAGCUGCAUACGAUCGUCGCCGAAGCCGUUAUUCUUCCCAACGAGCAGCCUAAAGCCGCAGCCCAAGUUCUUCCGAAAGCGCAGCCUAAAGCCAUCACCGAAGCUGUAAUUCUUCUCAACGAGCAGGCUAAGCCCGUUGAUGUACCGUUUACAGCCGAAAAGAAGUUCGAAACUAGCAAUAAUGGCUCUCAAAUUAAAGACAAGCCAUUGGGAAAUGUACAACACGAUUUGCCCAGCACUUCCAAGGCUGUAGUUGCCAAAGACAACGGCGAAAAGCAGGAGAAUGAAGCCAAAUCCAGCCAAAUGAAAGCUCCAGCUGUAGAAUCUGUACAUCAAUUCGACGUACCAAUGAACAUAAACGCCACAGCGAGUGAAUACCCGAAGCCCGCAUCGAUACUGCCCAAUCGCAAGCGUCGCCUCAAUGACUUUGUGACCGCACCCGCGCGACAAUCAACCUCCGAGAGCGAAGUGGAUGCGCAGCCGCACGAGGAGGAGAUCGAAGAGGCACUGGACGAUCUGGAUGUGGGGGGAAAGCGCAUUAAGAUGCGUCCCAAGACCUCAAAUGUGGAGGCGCGUCGCAAAGUUGAGGCACAGAAGACACAGGUCGAGGAGACGACCUCCUCCAGCGGCGAAGAAGAUCCACGAAGUCGACGCAAGAUUAUUGCGCCCAAGAGGCACUUGGAGAAGGCGCCCGUGACCAAGCAGAAGCCAACGCUAGCCGAGAUUAUCGAGAAGAAGCUGAAGAAAACGCCCGAAAAGUUGCCCGACUUUAUGACCGAAAAGUUGCCAGAAAAGGAGCCUGAAAAGAUGCCCGAGCAGCCCACAGAACCAACGCCAAAUGUGUCUCUGCCGCCACCUCCUCCCAGAGAAGCCACGCCCCCCGCCCCAUCCUUCAGUCAUCCGAAGAAAUCGCCAAUAACAAAGCCAUUGAAGAAGAACCUGCUCACGCAGCUGCGACAGGAGGAGAGCGACGAGGAGGCCGUACCCAGGAAGCGCACAAACAGUGAGACGGUGGCGCUCACCCCAGCGCCGGCAGCGCCGCCUGCUGUCCUGGAGGAGCGUCAGCGCAAGCGACGCAGCAGUGAAGAUGCCAAGGAUUCCAAGGAAUCGUCGUGCAACGAGGCACCGCCGGCAGUUAGCGAGAAGCUUAAGCGCAACAACGAGCAGGAUAUCGUCGAAGAAGAGGAUCAGGCGAUUUCUCUAACCAAGGACAAGGCUGUGCUGUCAGCACCAACCAAGGAACAGCUUCCAUCGCCUGCUCUUUCAAUCAGUGAGAAGAUUGUGCCCGAAUCAUCCACCAAGCAGAAGGACCCUUCACCGCCACCAGCCAUGGAGAGGCUUUUGAUGCUGCCACCUACUAAAGAGAAGUCCCCAGCAGGCAAGGGGAGAUCCAUACCAAUCAAGGACAGGUCUCCACCAGCCAAGGAUAAGUCUCCGGCAGGAAUUUCCAUCAUUGAGAGAUCUCCGACGGCACUUUCCUUCAAUGAGAAGUCGCCUGCUACGAAAGAUGCUUUGCCGUCUCCAUCCAAACAGAAGGCUUCGUCGCCGCCUGCAUCUAAGGAAAAGGCUGCGUGUCCGCCUCUAAUAAAGGAGAAGGCACUGCCACCCGCCAAGGAGCUGUCGCUGUCACCGUCGCCAAUAAAAGAAAAGAUUCCUGCGGCAAUUCCAAUCACAGAUAAGACUCCACCAGCCAAGGAGAAGACUCCAGUGGCACCACCAGCCAAGGAGAAGACUCCAGUGCCACCAGCUGUCAAGGAGCAGCCUCCAAUGGCACCUCCUGCUAAGGAAAAGUCUCCAGUUGCACCAUCAACAAUGGUGAUGGCUCCUCCAUCGGUACCGCCAGUCAAGGAGAGGUCGCCAUCCCCAGCGCAAGGGAAAGAGAAGACUCCAGUGCCAGUGGAAGUCAAAGAAAUAUCUCCAGUGCCAGUGCGGGUCAAAGAGAAGACUGUAUCGCCGCCCCAGGCCAAACAGAAGGCAUCAGCACCACCUGAAAGCCUUCCAGUCAAAGAAUCAACUCCGCCGCUACCCUCGAAGGACACCUCAUCCCCACCCGAAAGCUCUGCGCGUCGUUCCGGUCGUCGGGGUGGUGCGGCAGUCGUUUAUUCCGAACUGCCGCAACCCAAACGAACGCGCGGCGGACCCAAGGAGAAGCUCAUGCCAGAAGCAAAGGCUGAGGUGAAGCAUGAAACCAGUGAGGAAGAGGAGGAGGAGGACACUGAGGAACCACCCACCAAAGUGGCAACCAAAUUGAAGGCUCAAAUAAAAACAGAAACUGCAGCGAAGAAGGAGGAAACGCCCCAGAAGAAACCACACAAAGAGGAAGAACCUCUAACGAAGAAACCCCUCAAGGAGGAGGAAACGCCCUUCAAGGAGGAGGAGCCUCUCCAACCGAAACAGCCAUCCAAAGAGGAACCUCUGGCAGAGCCAGAGGAGCCCUUGGAUGAGGAAUCCAUCAGCGAAGUUAGCGCAGCCAAGGAAGAGCAGCCCGCAAAACCCGUGGGACGUGGCCGUGGUCCGCGCAAGAAGCGCGAGGUGGACACCACAAACAUCAUUGAGUGCGUGGACUCUGAGACGCCAGUGCGUCAGUCGCGCCGGAUUGCACAGCAGAAGAUCAAGGAGGAGGCCGAGCGACGCAAGCAGGAGGAGGUGGCGCUGCGUUCCAUGAAGCAGGAGCUCAAAAAGAAGAAAAAGGCACAGAAGGAGCAGGAUCCCACAGUGCCAGAGCCAACGCGGAGCGAGGAGGAAGAGGAAGCCGAGUCAUCCGAGGCCAGCGAGGCGGAGGAGGCUAAAAAGAAGAAAAAGAAGCUGCCGGGCAAAGAUGGCUGGUCCUCGGACUCGGAUCAACAAGCGGACAGCGAAGAGGAGGAAGAAGAACCUCCGCAUUACGACACAGAUCCAGGAUCUCCGCUCUUCCGCUCGGAUCACGAGUUCUCCCCGGAAUCCGAGCUGGAAGAUGAGUCGCAGGUGGUGCCCAUGAAGCGUGCACGCACGGUGCGCAAAGAGAACGAGGAGGACUACGAUGCGGAUGAGGCAUGCAACGAGUGCGGCAAGUCGGAUCAUCCCGAAUGGAUACUCCUCUGCGAUACGCCCAACUGCAACAAGGGCUAUCACUGCUCCUGCCUGUCGCCGGUGCUGUUCUACAUACCCGAGGGCGACUGGCACUGUCCGCCCUGCCAGCAGGAGCACCUCAUUGUGGCCCUGGAGCAGCAGCUGCAGCGCUUCGACCAGAUGGUGGCGCACAAGCAGCAGGAAAAACGUCUGGCCGAGGUGGCAGAGCGCGAGCGACAGGAGCGUGAGGCCGUCAAGCUGGCGGAGGAUCGUGAGGCGUCCAAGGCGGAGCGCCAUGAGGAUGACGACGACGACGAUGAUGAUCGCGACGAGGUGGCCAGCAAGCAGAGCAAAGCGGACAAACCGAAGAGACGUCGCGGCGACGGGCGCAGCAAUCGCAAGGCAGCCAAACGCGGCACCAGACGUCGACGCGGCGGCGACUCGGACAGCAGCAGCGGCGGCGGCGGUGGCAAGAGCCAGUCUGGGGGCAGUGCCUCCGGCUCUGGUUCGAGCAGCAACAGCAGCAGCUUCUCGGACUCGGACGAUGAGCCCAUCUACAAGCUGCGCAAGCGACGGCAGAUCAAUGUCAGCUAUCGCCUCAACGAGUACGAUGAUCUGAUCAAUUCGGCGCUCAAAAAGGAAAUGGAUGAGGUCGCGGGUGCGGGCAAUCUGGGCCGUGGCAAGGACAUAUCCACCAUUAUCGAGGCGGACAAGGAGAAGGCACGUCGCGACGAUGUGCCCGAGGAUGAGGAGCAGCCCGAGGAGCGUCCGCCUUCCGUUGUAAAUGAAGAACAACCAACGAAAUUUAGCAGCAGCUCAGACGACGACGACGAGGUGCCGCUGAAGCGCAGCAAAACGAAGCAGCCGCCAGCGAAAAAGAAGCCACGAAAGCUGACCACGCUGGAUGUUAGCUCCGAGGAGGAUCAUGGCAGCGAUGAGGACUUCAAGACGUCCAGUUACAGCGAUGAGGACACCUCACAGUCUGCCUCCGAUGACUCGGACUCCAGUCUGGAGGUCUACAGACGGCCGGGCCGUGGCAAGAAGCAGCGCAAGGCGGCCCGAAGAGCCGCCCGAGAGCGUCGCAAGGAUCGCAAGUUCGUGGUGGAGGAGAGCGACGAAAGCGAGGAGGAGCAAAAGAAGCCCAAAUCCAAGAAGAAGAAGAAGGAGGACUCCGAUUACACGGAAACCGAAACGGAUGACGACGAGGACGCUGGGUCCGAGUUGACCGAGAACAUGGACAGUGCGGAUCUGUGCGAUGAUACGACAAGCGAGAGCGAGGAUGGCGCCUGGCAUCCAUCGAAAAAGAAGAAAACGAACAACAAAAAGUGCAGCUCGGCCGCGGGCAUAGCAAGGAAGUCGCCAAAGCUCAAGAAGCCCGCGCAGCCGGCCAAGAAACCGAAACGUUUGGAGUACUCCGAUGAUGAUAUCAGCGAAAGCGAGCCGGAGGAGGAGGAUGAGGACGAUGACGAGGGUGCACCGACCUCGGGCAAGGGUUCGGGCAAGCAGCCACGCUCGCAGCCACUCAAACCGAGCGCCUCCACCGCACAGACGGGCAAGGGCAAAGGAAAGUCCAAGAAGAAGAAGCCGCCGUCGUCGGAGGAGGACGAGGGCGCCGCUUCGGAUGAGCGGACACGCACGCGAGGUCGUCGCUACGCCUACAUCGAGGACUUUGAUGACGACAGCUCGGAUGGCGGCAUCAAGCCGGGCGUCCAUCGGCCCGACACGCCGCCCGAGGAGCGACAAAAGUUCAUCCAAAAGCAGGAGGAGAUCAAACGAAUGCUGGCGGAAAAGAACGCAGAAGGAGCCAAGCUGGCGGCCACGCCGCGCCUCACGCCCAUCAAGGGCACGGCACCGGGACAGGCGCCCACAGCCGCCGGCGCACAGGAGAAGCGAACGCCCAGCAAGGGUCCUGCGGGUGGGGAUUCCCUCUCCACAGUGCCGCUGUCGGUCAUACGGCAGGCCAAGGUGCUGGACAUUGACUAUCUGCAGCGCAAGGGCGAGACCAUUGCCGACCUGGACGACAAGGAUGAGUCGGAGGAGCUGGACGAUGCCGAAAUGAUGCUGGACGAUGCCGAUCUGCCCGAGGACAUGGAGGAUGCCAUUGCCCGUAUGGUCGAGGAGGAGGAGCAGUUUAGUGCAGCGGCUGCCAGAGAGCUGCCCGGCCCCGAGGAGGUGCUGCGCACGACACCCGCCAAGGCCAAGGCCAGCAAAGUUGCUGCCCCUGCGGAGACGCCUCCCAUGCCUCCGACGCCCCAUGCAGCCGCCGCACCGCCGUCGUCGGGUCUGCAGGAGCCGCAUCGUAAGCGUCUGCCCAUGCCCACCAUGCAUCCGCCUCUGCUGCGGCAUCAGUUUCCGGGCCCUGGACAGCACGGACCACCGGCAUCGCUGCUGCCGCCGCCACAUGGCAUGCAUCCCAUGCUGCAGCGUCAGCUCUCGCAGUCCGUGCCGGCCAUGCAGCUGCUGCAGAAUGCGCUGUCGGCGCCACUCGGCCAGCCGCUGGGUCGCGGCAACUAUCCACAGCCACCUCCCACGGCCCAGCACUUGCCACUAGUCAUGUCCAUGCCCUCGGCUGCGGCCCACCUGAUGCACCAGGCCAGUGUGGCCACGCAACAGGCGGCAGUCCGUGCACCCGAGCCACAGGCGGCUGGACCUCCACCGCCGCCAGUCGACAGCAAGCCACGUGGACGCCGGAAAAAGGUGACGCCGCUGCGGGAUCAAUUGCAGAAGCAACAAACGGCAGCGGCCGUCACAGCAGCCUCGACCACACCUGGAACUCCAGCGCCACCCGUGGACAAGAUUAAGGGCGUGCCAGCGCAGCUGUUCAAGCCCCACGAAGAUGCCCCACCACCCACAACGGUUGCCGCCUCCUCGCAGGCGUCGGUAAUCACGCGAAUGCCCACGCAUCUCUCGGCGCAUCCGCAUGCACGUGGUCCACCCGCGGGCAUGUAUCCCAGCAGCGCGGAAUUUGCACGAUUCUAUGGCCAACCGCUGCCGCCGCCCACCUCCGCGCCUGGUUCGCGUUCACCAUCGUCUGGCGUGGGUCCAGCCGCGUCGCCGGGACCACCGCGUCACCUGCUGCGUCCACAAAUGCCGCCCGGCCUGCCGCCACCACACUCAGCGCUGCGUCCCACCUACGGACCGCCGCCGCCGCUGCGUGGAGCCCCACCACCCACAUCGACAGCGAGUAGCGGGGGGGCGCCGCCCAAUACGCGUCCCGCCUACAUGCACGGAGCCGAACAUCACGGUGGACCGCCACUGGGCAGUGUCUAUGGCACGGGACCGCCACCAGCGAGACAUGCAUCGCCACACUUGAAUCCCUACAGCCGCGGUCCGCCCAUUUAUGGCAAUCCCAAUUAUCAGCCACGCGUUGGACCACCCGGACCACCGCCUGGUAAUAUGCGACCCGGUGCCGUGGACUAUGUGGCAGGUGCACGCGGCUAUCCACCGUAUGGCUACUAUCCACCGCCGCCUCCGCUGACCACACCACCCGCCCAUGCAGCGCCCAGUUCGGUGAUUGUGAGUGCCCCGCCGCCUGUCACGCCCACAAAUCAUUCGGUGUCAGCGCUGACGCGUGGCAAAUCACCAGCUCCAGUGGCAGCAGCACCACCCGCGGAAGUUAUGGCACACAAGGCGCCCCCACAGCAGCAGCAGCACCAACAGCCACCACCGCCUUCGGUGAUAACGAGCAAAAAACUGACAACCCUGGAGGCCUAUCCGCCCAUAGCCAAGUCCCCAAUGACCGUGGGUGUGGCCGAGGCGGCAGCAGCGCGAGCUGUGGGCUCGCCAGCGGUCAUAGCAGAAGAGGACUCUGGCUCGGCGCACGACACCAGUGGACCACCGCCAGUGGCGACAGGUCCGGCGGUGGGCGAGUUCAGUGGCCUGGUGAGCUACUUUAGCUCCCAGCAGGAUGACUACGACACAUAACAAGCGCCGCUGGGUGCCUAAAACAACAACAACAACAAAAACGAAAAGGAUGUACAUAAAUGUAGACUGUAAGGAAAAGGAGACGAGGGUGAAGAGAGGCAGCCUAACCAUGUAGAACCUCUGCUUUAGGCCACUUAUUGGAAAUUGAAAAAAACCCAAAAACCUAAGCAAUAUAAAAGGUCAUCAAAUGUGCACGCGGAAGCAGAUUUAUUUGAAUUUUUAACUGGUAUGUUUCGUUUCGUUUCAUCCCUUUUUUUCUUGAAAAAUUCUGGUACAUUUAUCAGCCACAAAUAUAAUUUAUUUGCCCCUGCCCCUCGGCCUUGAACGCGGCGUUCAUUUACGUUCUGUGCUCUUAGAGUUUAUUAGCUAAACCCAUCAACUACGUCUAGUAUUUUACAUUUAGCUGUAUAUUAUUCAAAGCCACUAAGUUAAAUAAGAUACAUACCAUUACAGACUAUAAAAACAAAAAGAAAACAAGCUAAAAACAUGCUAAAUCAAUGCGACAAAAUCAUAGGCUAUAGAUGAAUAUAAAAAUAUAUGCGGAAUAUACAUAUGUAUACAUAUAUAUACCCUUAUGUAUAUGUCUAUGUGUAAUGUACAUGUUUAUGUAAACUGCAAUCUUUGUAAACUAAUUAUAGCAUACUGUUAAACCUAAUAACUAAACUAAUGAAAUGAUAUAAUUAAAUUUAACUUAAGCGUUCGAGAAAAAAUAGAACAAAAAUCAUCGGCAUGCAAAUGGUAUCCAGAAUCAAAGAAAAUGACGAGCGACAACAGAAGCGUGUAUUAAUUUAACAAAGCAACAAAUACAACUAUUUAUCAUUAGUUACAAAA